UUACACACGACAAUUUUACUUGCUUACGACCAGCUAACAUCAGUUUAAAGUUAAAAGCCAAAACGAACACACAAUGAGUGAACACAGUUGGUCGCACUACAGCCACGGCGCUGUGCCACAGGGGGCCAUUGUGGCUGGUCAUGAUUCAGAUGGCGAUACUAUUUACGUUGGACGCGCAUUCUAUAACAAUGAUCUGCUGCCCGCUAAGGUGAUCCCCAAUAAGGGUAAGGCUUAUGUCGCCUACGCCCGCGAAGAGGUUGAAUUGGAAAGCUACGAAGUGCUAAGUGGACACAACUAUGUAUGGCUACCGGCUGAGAAUGGUGAAGUUCCUCACGGAGCUGUGCGUGUGGGACGCAAUGUCGAUGGUGAGGAUCUGUAUGCCGGACGUGGCUAUCACGCUGGUGCUUUGACCGUGGGCAAGGUGCACCCAUCUCACGGUUGCCUCUACAUUCCCUACGAUUCCGAUGAGGUUAAGAUCUUUGCCUAUGAGGUGCUCUCGCGUCGCAUGGAGGCUAGAUAAGUUUGCAAAUCUUUAUAUACCUUCAAAUUGUUGUGACAAAUAAAUUGACAUAUUUUUUUUCUAUAA
This is a messenger RNA of Drosophila willistoni, 586 nucleotides long. RefSeq lists its product as uncharacterized. The transcript has 2 exons. NCBI's taxonomy places the organism in Eukaryota, Metazoa, Arthropoda, Insecta, Diptera, Drosophilidae. Bases 74 to 520 code for a protein of 148 amino acids. The record is from RefSeq and is a predicted model, not a curated record.